Molecule: messenger RNA, 327 nt
Organism: Selaginella moellendorffii
Lineage: Eukaryota; Viridiplantae; Streptophyta; Lycopodiopsida; Selaginellales; Selaginellaceae
Exons: 3
Biological process (GO): telomere maintenance; double-strand break repair via homologous recombination; meiotic DNA integrity checkpoint signaling
Cellular component (GO): checkpoint clamp complex; site of double-strand break
Source: RefSeq, a predicted model, not a curated record
CCCUAACGAUGAAAUUCAAGGCAUUCUUCACGGACAAGGGCGUCACGACGCUGGAGAAGAAAUUCGUGCCGGCGUUUGAGAAGAUUGGGAAGACGUGCUACGUCUAUCUCACCAGGACGCACGUCACGCUUAUGCACAAUGCCGUCAAUGCCGAUGGCGUCCAGGCGAUUGCGCAGUUCAAGGAGGCACUGCUGUUCGAUGACUAUCGGAUUUCCAGCCAGAACGAAGACCGCAUUGCUUUCACGCUGGAUCUAAACCUGCUGCUGCGAGCGCUCAAGAGCAGCGUGAGCAUGGAUGGAGAUAAGCUGCAAAUCAAGCUGGGAAGAA